CGACUCGGAUGAACACUAUAAUAUUUGAAAAGCUUCCAAACUAUGGGUUAGAGAUUAUAGAAACAAUAUCGUGUUUAUUCAUACUAUUUUUUUAUGACAUGAACAGCAUUUCUGGUCUCGGGUUUCUUCUGACCGCUCCCCUGCAAAGUUCGACAAUCGAUUAUUUUAGCCUUUUGCCGGGUAGCUAGCAAAAUGCUAAAUUGGCGAGCUGGCUAGCUAAAUUCGCUAGUAGUAGUGAUGCACAUUUAGCGAUUCAAUCUGUGUAAGGUUAAAUACAUUUAUUCGGAGAUAGCUAGCCAGUCAGUCAGCCAAGAUCGCUCAGUUCAGCUGUAAAACAAAAAAUGAGUCUUCUUCCAGACCUGAAUGCCAAUGAGGAUGAAACAUCCUACUAUGCAGACAAGACCUGGGUCCAGUGCAAGUCUCCCAGAUGUCUGAAGUGGAGACUGGUACCAAAGAGUGAUGAAACGGUGGCUGAGCUGGACCAUGGCAAGUCCUGGCACUGUCAUAUGAACCCAGACCCUCUGUUCAGCCACUGCAGCGUCCCUCAGGGCCCUUUCCCCAACAACUCCCAGUUCAAGGAACAUGGCCUGAAGGUUGUGUACUCCGGGCUGCCUGUCGGGAGCCUGGUGCUGGUGAAAGCAUGUAACUGGCCAUGGUGGCCAGCCAUUCUAUGUCCAGACCCCAACGUGGAGGAGUAUGUGAGGCUGGACAGCGAGGGUUAUGUGGAGCACUACCAUGUUGAGUUCCUGGGGAAACCUCAUACCAGAUUCUGGGCUGCUGCCAAACAUGUAGAACUCUACCACAACUCCUCCACUAAACCCAGAUACAGGAACCUGCGAGGCGCUAUGAGGAAGUCUUAUGAGGUGGCGAUGGAGGAGGUGGCUAAGGUCAGGGAGAUGGGCUGUGAGGAGAGACUGCAGAUCAGCCACUUCCAGCCACAGGAUUUGUUGAGUCAGGCUCAGAGGUUAAUGCAUGCUAUUGAGAGGAUGCUCAGACAAUACUCCAACCAGCAGGACAACCAUGGCAAGCAGGACCAGAGGAUUCGGAUGUGGGAUGCCGGCAUCGAGGAGGACGGAGACACUCUGAUCAUAGAAGGGUUCAGGUUUGACAGCGCCACCUGUCUGGAGGACCUGAUGACUGCAGGAAACAAGAAAUAAAGAGAUUUUUUAUUUUUUUUUAACAAGAUAUUUCCAGAUAGUUUUUCUUCAAGACCUGUUAAUCCUUUCCCCUUAAAAGUGCUUUAUAUUGUAUGAUAUUUAUUUGAAAUGUUAUAUUUUUCUAAAAUAUUUGUUUACUGUGGUCGUUGUUUGAAGAAAAUCUACAUUGUGGUGACUGGCAGUAUGAAGAAGCCUUCAACCUCAGUGUUUCCUGUUUGGCCCGUUUGUUAAAUCUUUCUCUGUGUUCAUUCAUUCUCAUGUUGUCAUCGUAUGUUGUUGUUCCAGUGCAACACGGCUGUAUGUUGUUGUUCCAGUGCAACACGGCUGUAUGUUGUUGUUCCAGUGCAACACGGCUGUAUGUUGUUGUUCCAGUGCAACACGGCUGUAUGUUGUUGUUCCAGUGCAACACGGCUGUAUGUUGUUGUUCCAGUGCAACACGGCUGUAUGUUGUUGUUCCAGUGCAACACGGCUGUAUGUUGUUGUUCCAGUGCAACACGGCUGUAUGUUGUUGUUCCAGUGCAACACGGCUGUAUGUUGUUGUUCCAGUGCAACACGGCUGUAUGUUGUUGUUCCAGUGCAACACGGCUGUAUGUUGUUGUUCCAGUGCAACACGGCUGUAUGUUGUUGUUCCAGUGCAACACGGCUGUAUGUUGUUGUUCCAGUGCAACACGGCUGUAUGUUGUUGUUCCAGUGCAACACGGCUGUAUGUUGUUGUUCCAGUGCAACACGGCUGUAUGUUGUUGUUCCAGUGCAACACGGCUGUAUGUUGUUGUUCCAGUGCAACACGGCUGUAUGUUGUUGUUCCAGUGCAACACGGCUGUAUGUUGUUGUUCCAGUGCAACACGGCUGUAUGUUGUUGUUCCAGUGCAACACGGCUGUAUGUUGUGUUCCUCAUGGUGUUUAACGGUCAGCGAAUGGAGGAAAUAAACGUUGGUAUCAGACAAGAAAACCACGGUAGUGCAGCGACAAUCACUGCUUAAUUGCCUCAGGAUAAUGUA
This is a messenger RNA of Oncorhynchus tshawytscha (Chinook salmon), 2155 nucleotides long. RefSeq names its product zinc finger CW-type PWWP domain protein 2-like. The transcript is spliced from 6 exons. The record is from RefSeq and is a predicted model, not a curated record. The coding region runs from base 342 to 1157 and encodes 271 amino acids. Gene Ontology annotation, molecular function: zinc ion binding. Gene Ontology annotation, cellular component: nucleus. NCBI's taxonomy places the organism in Eukaryota, Metazoa, Chordata, Actinopteri, Salmoniformes, Salmonidae.